AUGGAGAGCCCCCGUCUGAGGCUGCUGCCCCUCCUGGGAGCCGCCCUGUUGCUGUUACCUCUGCUGGGCGCCCAUGCCCAGGAAGACGCAGAGCUUCAGCCGCGAGCCCUGGACAUCUACUCCGCCGUGGAAGACGCCUCCCAUGAGAAGGAGCUGAUCGAAGCGCUGCAGGAAGUCCUGAAGAAGCUCAAGAGUAAACGCAUUCCGAUCUAUGAGAAGAAGUACGGUCAAGUCCCCAUGUGCGACGCUGGCGAGCAGUGUGCAGUGCGGAAAGGAGCGAGGAUCGGGAAGCUGUGCGACUGUCCCCGAGGAACCUCCUGCAAUUCAUUCCUCCUGAAGUGCUUAUGA
Chrysochloris asiatica (Cape golden mole) is the source of this 348-nucleotide messenger RNA. It is a transcript of the gene CARTPT, whose product is annotated as CART prepropeptide. The record is from RefSeq and is a predicted model, not a curated record. Gene Ontology annotation, biological process: G protein-coupled receptor signaling pathway; cellular response to starvation; adult feeding behavior. Gene Ontology annotation, molecular function: neuropeptide hormone activity. NCBI's taxonomy places the organism in Eukaryota, Metazoa, Chordata, Mammalia, Afrosoricida, Chrysochloridae. Bases 1 to 348 code for a protein of 115 amino acids. The transcript has 3 exons.